AUGGCAAAAAGUGUAUUAGAUACAAUAACUGAACAAGGUCCGACGAUUGCCAUAUGGACAAGUAUAAUGUCAACUGGUGGUGGUCUCGGCGAAAUUUUCGUUAACCAUGAUGCUCGUAUGCAUAUAAGUCCCGAACAUGCUAUACAACAACUUCUUGAAGCACAUAAACGUAAUAAAAUUUUAACCAAUUUAAUGCUAGCUGCAGGUGGAAUUGGAGGACUUCUCUCAUAUCAAAAUACGAAGGAUAGUUAUUGGCUAGUUGGAGCAGGAUUGAUGCUCGCUGGUAUACCAUACUGUGCAUUAAUUGAAAAUCCCGUGUGCGAUCAACUUAAAUUUCUUACAUUAGAUGCCAAAUCAGAAAAAGCAAAAAACUUAUUAACAUCAUGGGGAAGAGUGUCUUUGGGCAAACUUGCAUUAGCAUUGGGCGGUUCCGUCGUUUAUUAUUUUGUUGCUCGACGUUAA
This is a messenger RNA of Didymodactylos carnosus, 462 nucleotides long. Lineage: Eukaryota; Metazoa; Rotifera; Eurotatoria; Philodinida; Philodinidae. The record is from the annotation of a GenBank genome assembly.